CCCUUUCCACUGCACAAGUGCAGAUUUCCCCUUCCUCCGGCCGGAUCGGAACGCGGCCACUUCUCCCUCCCAGCUCCCCACCCAUCUCAUCGUCGUCGCCUCUAGGGUUUCUCUCCCCACCUCCCCCCUCCUCCACCUCCCAAAACCUCGCCCCCUCGCCAUGGCCAAGACCAAGCAGGGCAAGCGGGACGUCGACUCCUACACCAUCUCCGGCACCAACAAGGUCGUACGAGUGGGGGACUGCGUGCUGAUGCGGCCGGUGGACUCGGACAACCAGCCGUACGUGGCGCGGGUGGAGAAGAUGGAGCUGGACGGGCGCGGGAGCGUGCGGGUGCGGGUGCGGUGGUACUACCGGCCCGAGGAGUCCAAGGGCGGGAGGAGGCAGUUCCAUGGCGCCAAGGAGCUCUUCCUCUCCGACCACUUCGACAUGCAGAGCGCCAACACCAUCGAGGGCAAGUGCGUCGUCCACUCCUUCAAGAACUACACCAAGCUCGACAACGUCGGCCCCGAGGACUUCUUCUGCCGCUUCGAGUACAAGGCCGCCACCGGCGCCUUCACCCCCGACCGCGUCGCCGUAUACUGCAAGUGUGAGAUGCCAUACAACCCGGAUGAUCUCAUGGUGCAGUGCGAUGACUGCAAGGACUGGUUUCAUCCUUCAUGCAUGAGCAUGACGAUUGAGCAGGCCAAAAAACUAGAUCACUUUGUGUGCUCAGAUUGUGUCAAGGAAAACGGUGCAAAGAGACCUUCACAUGCAUAUGCAGGUUCAACAAAGUAUGAGCCUAAGUGGAUUCAAGGUUUUAGCUUGUCAACUGGUAUCAGCCUACUAUUAUUUCCUUUUCUUUGAAGGCCAUGAUUUUGUUUUCUGGCUCACUCUCAGAUAUAUGUGUUACUAUCUUCUGCCCAUAUGAGAGCUUUAAAAGUAAAUUACUGAACAUUCAAGCAUCUUAUUUCAUGGAUGAGAUGAGAGCUUUACGCACUUGCUAAAUUUGCCAAAUGAUGACUGGGCUGGAAUUGUGCCUGUUCCUUGCAAUAUUAAUACCGUUAAAAUUUAACUUAGAUGGAUAUCUUCCCUACAUUGGUUUAUAAUUCUUGUGCAUAUUUUGACAUAUAUAUGGUUGUUUUCACUUGCAUAUAUUAUUUACAUAUCUGUUAAUGGUUUUGUUCAAAUGUAACUUUCAUACAUUAAGAUAGUAAGAGUUUAUGUAAAGAAGGCAGCACAUGCAAUUCCACAAUAUCAUAUGCCCUUGAGCUAACAGCUAGAUUCCACAUUUUAAUACAUAAAAUUGAGGAUUUUGCUGGCCAUUGGAUAUAUUAUUUAUAAAUGUUAGCAUUUCGAAGCAAUUCAAGUGCCUGAACACUGAAACUCCUAUCAUUUGUUGUCUAACAUGCAUCUAUUCUAUUUCUUUUUUUGUUUUUUUGGUUUGUGAA
Molecule: messenger RNA, 1428 nt
Organism: Oryza sativa Japonica Group (Japanese rice)
Lineage: Eukaryota; Viridiplantae; Streptophyta; Magnoliopsida; Poales; Poaceae
Source: RefSeq, a predicted model, not a curated record